GUGUAAAGGACCACAACAUUUGACUCUCAAGAGGCAAGAGGUGACGGAGCGCGCAGCUCGCCGCCAAAAUCUCCUCUUCUCAGUCCAUCAUGCUCUUUUUACAGGCGCUUCUAUUACCGUGCAGAACAAUUCAGGGUUUAUAAUGACUUUUCAAUUAAAAUAGGAAAUGUUUUACCCGUAGAAUACGCGGAGAAGCAAGGAGAAUGUCCCGUUGGAGUUGUGGUCCGCUGCUUCUUCUGUGCUUGGUUUAUGAAGUUCAAACGCAAGUAGAAAAUCGAGUUGUAUUUCUUCCCGGGACAUUUCAAAAUGUGUCCCUCUCCCAGAAUGAGACGGUGCAGGUGGUGGUGUCCCGAGUCCAGACCGAUGCAGCCUUCAUCACUGUGCAGUUUCACACACAGCACCACAACACUACCCUCUCCUACACCAGGUUCCCAGCUGCGGGGGAGUCCCACUCGGCUGUAGACUCAGGACUUGUCUCUCCUCUGGACCCGGGGCAGACCUCCAUGAUCCUGUUCCUCUCGACAACCAACAGUGAACCAGUGUUUGGCAGUGGCAUCAUCCUGCCCUACUCCAGCUCUGACCCUGUGCCUGGAGGAUGUAACAUGGAGUUUAACCUGAACAUUGACCCAAACAUCUACAUUCACUACAACCUCUAUGAGACCACCAUACGCUUUGCUCCAGCUAAUUUAGGAGUCGUAAGAGGUGAACCUGCCCCAGCCUGCGACGCAACCUCUGGUCCGUUCUCUCGAUGGAGGUUGGAGUACGACGUCUUUCAGUUUUUCCUCCCAGAAAACGACCUCUCUGAACAUAGUCUGUUCAGGGCUCUAGAGACUGUGGUUGAUACUGAGGGCAUGGUCUCCAACGGCAACAAGGUGCUGACCCUGUCGUCUGCAGACCGCACAACAGCGGUCUUCAGCUCUAUCCCGGGGCAGGGUGUGAUCUACUCUGUGAUUGUGAGGGACCCUCUAUUAAACUCCUCUGCCUCCUAUGUCCCAGUACACACCUACGCCUGCAGCUUCUCCUCCACCCUCGACAGCUGCUACACCCUGGGUAAAAUUUCCACUAAAAUCUUCUUCACAAUCACUGGUUUGGCCGGUCUGCUCAUCUGCUUCCUUGGACACCGCUUCUUUAAAUGUGAGCUGUUUUGUAUGGGGUUCAGUUUCACAGCUUUUUUCUUCUUUGUGCUGAUCUCCAGGACGACUGAACUCGACUAUGACAUCCGGUUGGCCCUCUCGGCUCUGAUAGGGAUUGUGGGCGGCAUAAUCCUGGUCAUGAGCUGGUGGAGGUUCGGUUCUGUCAUGGCUUGUAUCAUUGUGGUUGGAUUAAUGUUGGGUUUCCUCAUCGCGUCCACUGUCCUCUUUACUCCUCUGGGAGACUUGGACAUUUUCAGACGCUCAGAUGCUGUUUACUGGGUGACUUUUUCCUGCAUUAUGAUCAUUGUCCCUCUGUUUUUCGUACGGUGGCCCAGACAGGGAAACAUUGUGACCUGUGGAGUGGUGGGCGCAUAUGCCGUGGUGUUAGCUGUGAAUGCUUUUGUUUACACCAGUCUGUCCUACAUCACCCUAAACAUCCUCAAACGCCUCCUCAACUCUAACUUCAGCGGCGCCUUCACAGAUGUGCCAUUUCAAAGCAUAGACUACAUCUUGCUGUCUGUAUGGUUGGUGCUUGGUGUCUCAGGCAUCACCCUGCAGUUGAUGAGGGAGAGAGAGCGCCCCUUUUUCCCUCCGAGUCCUUAUUUAAUGUGGCUCCAGGAACGAGAGCGACGAAAAACCAACGUCCUGGACCCCAGCCACCACUGCCCCCCCCUGCCCAACCGCUUCCUGUCUCGUGUGAGGCAGCUGACGCAGAGGAGUGAACCGGCCGGAGAGCACACACCUCUGCUGCUGUAGACGACACUGGAGAAUUAAUCAGGUGUAGCAUUUAGUUAGGCAAGAUGGUAUUAUCCAUUGUCUUUUUGUGGAUGAAGAGUUUCUCGUGGGUUUGACAUUGGGCAGGGACUUCUAAUUCAUUACUAUUUUUUCCCCACAAACUUAAAACAAAAAUUGGAAGUAAUGAAGAGUUUGGGCAGAUUGUAUGAGCAUCAUGUAUGAGUGAUCAAAAAUGGUUCUAAAUCUUCACACUGUAGUCACCAAGCACUGCACUCAAGUUAUCGAGUCAUUCAUUCUUGUAUUAAAAAGAAAUAAAAGAAACAUAAUUCCAAAUUAUGCUACUUACUUUUUACAUCUUUCAUAUAAAAUAAUCAUGCUCUAAUUUUUAUUUAAAUGUAACUGUCUGUUUUCUGUUGUCAUUCGUUUAAACCUUUGCACUACUAUGUUGUUUUAAUUGGGAUAGUCAAUUAUUUGGUCAAAUGUAGCAGCCUACCAUUAUCUACAUUACAUUUUGCACUGCCCCUAUCUGCUUUUUCCAAUGUACAACUCAACGCUACUAUCCCUUGGGUCAUAUAAUAAUUACAUUUUUCUUUUUUAACAUCUUAUUUGAGGAAUAUAUUUUGUAGGUUUGUUUCUCAGAAUUGUCUCUUGCAUUUAUUACCUAUUAACUAUAUUCGGGCCUUUAUUGUACUUUGCACACUGGACCUCUGAAAAUGUAAUGAUGCAAUGGUUAAAAGAAAAAAAGCUCUUGGCGCCAUCUACUGUUUUGUCAGGGUAAAAGAUGCUCUGAUUUUUAGAAAGAAACGCACUUAGUUUAUAAAUUCCACGUAUGGAAAUUCAAAGUAUGUUAACAUGAAUUGUCAAUGUUAUUUAACUUGUUUUGAAAUGUAAUAAAUACUGUAACAUUUUG
Molecule: messenger RNA, 2778 nt
Organism: Periophthalmus magnuspinnatus
Lineage: Eukaryota; Metazoa; Chordata; Actinopteri; Gobiiformes; Gobiidae
Gene: tm7sf3
Product: transmembrane 7 superfamily member 3
Exons: 12
Coding region: 204-1889 (561 amino acids)
Source: RefSeq, a predicted model, not a curated record